Molecule: messenger RNA, 912 nt
Organism: Penicillium pulvis
Lineage: Eukaryota; Fungi; Ascomycota; Eurotiomycetes; Eurotiales; Aspergillaceae
Exons: 1
Coding region: 1-912 (303 amino acids)
Source: RefSeq, a predicted model, not a curated record
AUGGAAAUUGAUCUCGAUGCGUCCAUCAAGUCUGAAGUCUCCAAGGUGGAGGAUAUGUCCGUCGAUUCCCAAGACUCGAAGGUGGAACCACAAAUCAUCCCAUACCACUUUUGUCUCAGCUGUGGUACUCCCCGCAACUCCAACCUUGUGUACUCUGGAAUCUGUGUUUAUUGCAUGGAAGAGAAGAAGUACUGCAUUUAUGGAGACCACGAGGAAGAUCGUCCAGAGUUUGUCGACAAGUGUGGUGAUGAGCAUGUCCGCUGCAACAACUGCCGUGGUGAUGAGCCGACUGACUUCGCUGAGAGCUCUCACGAAACGAAGUUGAAACCAGAUGAUGACCAGUCGCGGGUUGUCGAAUCCCAGAUGGAGAUCGACCCUAAGGCCGACAAUAAGCCCGAGCUUGAAGUGCAAUCGGAGCUUGGUAUUGAAUCCCGAAUGGACUCUGAUCUCCUUGCCAAUACGUGUUCCCAGACUGAUAUCAAACCUUGGCUUGGCACCAAAUCCCAGCUCGAUGACGAAUUUCAGCUCGGUGACGAAUACUCGCCCGAUGAUGACCUUCCGCAGGAUUAUGACCUUCCGCAGGAUGAUGACCUUCCGCAGGAUGAUGACCUUCCGCAGGAUGAUGACCUUCCGCGGGUUGAUGACCUUCCGCCGGAUGAUGAAUUCCCGCAGGAUGAUGGACUCCCGCAAGAUUAUGGACUUCCGCAAGAUGAUGAAGCCCAGCCUGAUCCCGAAAUCAACUUCUUCGCUUACAAGACAGGUCAUAUUGAGAUUGAACCCGCCCUUCAGGUAUCUAAUGUCAAGCCAGAGUCUAUGGCCUCUAUUGACAUGAACAGUAUUCCACGGUUCCAAUGUUCGUCUAUUCAAGGUAUGGGCAAUCUUUUUGAUCCAAUUGUUAUCGAUUCGGAUUGA